Molecule: messenger RNA, 3315 nt
Organism: Arachis stenosperma
Lineage: Eukaryota; Viridiplantae; Streptophyta; Magnoliopsida; Fabales; Fabaceae
Product: cation-chloride cotransporter 1
Exons: 14
Coding region: 187-3132 (981 amino acids)
Biological process (GO): transmembrane transport; monoatomic ion transport
Cellular component (GO): membrane
Molecular function (GO): chloride:monoatomic cation symporter activity
Source: RefSeq, a predicted model, not a curated record
AAGAAAAAAGAAAACGAGAAAGAGAAAUGAAGCCGCAUUCUUAUCAAAUCCGGCAUUGUUAUUUUGCCAUUGCUCCCCCUCGUCGUUUUUAAGUCCCCGCGUUCUUGUGUUCUCGUCUCUCUUCUACUUCUUUUUCUUCAUUCCCAGUCAAAGACGCUUCUUCAUCUCUCUUAACUCAAUCGGAAAAUGGAGGAUGUGGACCUUGACGGUGGCGGUGGCAGUGGUCGCAAGUAUCGGCCUGUGUUGGACAGCGAUCGUGCGGUGCUUGAGAUGUCUUCAAUGGAUCCUGGAUCCUCUUCCGCUGCUUCUUCUUCUCAAGCGUUUCGGGAUCAACCUCCUCCUAAUCUCAGAAAAAUAAACGUGGGUAAUGGUGCUACUGAGGCUUCUAAUGCUAAAGAAGGGAACAACUCUCCUAGUCAGCCACAGCCUAAUGGAUCCCAUCAAGAAUCAAAGCUUGAACUGUUUGGUUUUGAUUCCCUUGUCAAUAUACUUGGUCUUAAAAGCAUGACUAGUGAGCAAGCUGUGCAACCAUCUAGUCCUAGAGAAGGCGAAGAUAUUUCUAUCACUGUAGGGGAGCCAAAGCCUGCUGCUCCCAAGCUGGGUACAAUGAUGGGUGUAUUCAUUCCAUGCAUACAAAGCAUUUUGGGCAUCAUCUACUACAUUCGUUUCUCUUGGAUUGUUGGAAUGGCUGGCAUAGGAGAGUCAUUCCUGCUUGUUGCUUUGUGUGGCUUGUGUACUUUUCUUACAUCAAUAUCAUUGAGUGCCAUUGCGACUAAUGGUGCUAUGAAGGGAGGGGGACCAUACUAUCUAAUAGGGCGUGCCCUUGGUCCAGAAGUUGGAGUUAGCAUUGGUAUAUGUUUCUUCCUUGGGAAUGCUGUUGCUGGAGCACUUUACGUAUUGGGAGCUGUGGAAACAUUUUUGAAAGCAGUUCCUAAAGCUGGGAUUUUUAGAGAGACUGUCAGCCAUGUUAAUGGUACUGCAGUGACACCAAUAGAAGCUCCAAGUUCUCAUGAUCUGCAAAUUUAUGGGAUUGUUGUGACCAUUCUUUUAUGCUUUAUUGUAUUUGGAGGAGUAAAGAUGAUAAAUCGGGUUGCACCUGCAUUUCUCGUUCCUGUUUUAUUCUCAGUCAUCUGCAUAUUCUUGGGAAUGUUUGUGGCUAAGAAGGAUAAACCUUCAGAGGGAUUUACUGGUUUGAGUUGGGAGACAAUUAAAGAUAAUUGGAGUUCAGAUUAUCAAAAAACUAAUGAUGCUGGAAUCCCAGAAACUGAUGGCCAUGUAAGCUGGAAUUUCAAUUCAUUAGUAGGCCUCUUUUUCCCAGCUGUGACAGGAAUAAUGGCAGGUUCUAAUAGAUCAGCUUCUCUAAAAGAUACUCAGCAAUCAAUUCCUAUUGGGACAUUAUCUGCAACACUUAUUACUACUUCUCUGUAUUUUAUUUCUGUGUUAUUUUUUGGCGCUGUUGCCACCAGAGAGAAGCUUUUAACAGACAGGCUACUAACGGCUACAGUCGCCUGGCCUUUCCCUUCACUAAUUAAAAUUGGGAUUAUUCUUUCAACUUUGGGUGCUGCUCUUCAGAGUCUGACCGGUGCCCCACGUCUGCUUGCAGCAAUAGCCAAUGAUGAUAUUUUACCUAUUCUGCGCUACUUUAAAGUUGCAGAUGGCAGUGAGCCUUAUGCUGCUACCCUUUUCACUGCUAUCCUAUGUGGUGUGUGUGUCAUUAUUGGGAAUCUGGAUCUUAUCACUCCAACUAUAACUAUGUUUUUCCUUCUAUGUUAUACGGGUGUCAACUUGUCCUGCUUCCUUCUUGAUCUUCUAGAUGCUCCUAGUUGGCGACCUCGUUGGAAAUUUCAUCAUUGGUUUCUCUCUCUUGUUGGAGCAUUACUUUGCAUUGUGAUUAUGUUCCUGAUCUCGUGGUCAUUCACUGUGGUGGCUUUGGCCCUUGCAAGUCUUAUAUAUAAGUAUGUGGGCCUCAAAGGAAAGGCUGGCGACUGGGGAGAUGGUUUCAAAAGUGCAUAUUUCCAACUAGCACUUCGGAGCCUUCGAUCACUAGGAGAAAACCAAGUACACCCAAAGAAUUGGUAUCCAAUUCCGCUCGUGUUUUGCCGGCCCUGGGGUCAACUACCAGAAAAUGUUCCAUGUCAUCCCAAACUUGCAGAUUUUGCUAACUGUAUGAAGAAGAAAGGUCGAGGAAUGUCUAUAUUUGUCUCUAUACUGGAUGGUGACUACCAUGAAUGUGCUGAAGAUGCCAAGACUGCUUGUAAACAGCUCAGUACCUACAUUAAUUACAAGAAUUGUGAAGGUGUGGCUGAGAUUGUUGUCGCCCCUAAUAUGUCUGAAGGCUUUCGUGGUAUCGUUCAGACAAUGGGCCUUGGGAAUCUCAAGCCAAACAUUGUGGUGAUGCGCUACCCAGAGAUCUGGCGUCGGGAGAACUUAACAGAAAUCCCCAAGACAUUUGUUGGGAUAAUUAAUGACUGCAUUGUUGCAAACAAGGCGGUAGUCAUAGUGAAGGGUCUUGAUGAGUGGCCCAAUGAGUACCAGAAGCAGUACGGCACGAUUGACCUCUACUGGAUUGUGAGAGAUGGUGGUCUCAUGCUGCUGCUCUCUCAGCUGCUUCUUACCAAGGACAGCUUUGAGAGUUGCAAAAUUCAGGUUUUCUGCAUUGCAGAAGAGGAUGCAGAUGCAGAAGUGCUGAAAGCUGAUGUGAGAAAAUUCCUUUAUGAUCUUCGGAUGCAAGCAGAAGUUUUUGUCAUUCCCAUUUCUUCACAAGAAAAUGGUGGGUCUCCCCAGGAUGAGUCACAGGAUGCAUUUAAAGGUGCUCAACAAAGAAUUGAUGAUUAUCUAAACAAAAUGAAGGCAGCAGCAAAGAAAGAUGGCACCCCUCUAAUGGAAGAUGGUAAGCGCGCAGUUGUGAAUGAGCAGCAGGUCGAGAAGUUCCUGUUCACAACGCUUAAGCUCAAUUCAAUAAUGUUGAGAUACUCAAGAAUGGCUGCUGUUGUUUUGGUAAGUUUGCCUCCACCUCCACUGAACCACCCAGCAUAUUUCUAUAUGGAGUACAUGGAUAUGUUGCUGGAAAAUAUACCGAGGAUUUUAAUUGUAAGAGGAUACCGUAGAGACGUUGUAACUCUAUUCACAUAGUUUUGAACUGGAUUCUAGGACAUUAAUUACUUCCUUUUCUGUUUAUAGUUUUGUAGUUUACAUGUAGUGUUCAUUCUUUGUACCCAUUUUCUUGCUCAAGAGGAUCUACUGUAUCACCAGAUUAUAAUAGAAAAAUUAAACUGUAUUCAUUUUGGAACAUCGUUUGAAUUGUUUAUUUUCUUA